This is a messenger RNA of Rhopilema esculentum, 2250 nucleotides long. RefSeq lists its product as uncharacterized. The record is from RefSeq and is a predicted model, not a curated record. Lineage: Eukaryota; Metazoa; Cnidaria; Scyphozoa; Rhizostomeae; Rhizostomatidae.
AUCAUCUAUACCGAGUCAACAGUGCAUAGUGCCUAAUCGUCAAAGCGAAUCAUUUCCGCCCCAUUUGUAAAAAUGAUUCUGAUAAUGGUCCUUCAGCUUAUUUAUCAAAGACCCAACAAAAUUUGGUUGACAUGCUAGAAGAAAAGUUGUAAUUGCCUUGACUUAGCUAAAGCGUAAUCAAAUGAUAGCUUUUCCAAAAAAUUCAACGCAAUCAUUAUAAGAAAGGACCAAAGCCUACAAAUGAAGUAAAUUUCAACGCGCGCAAGGAUGUUCAAAUAAUCAAAUUGUAAGAAAUGGUCACAUUGCUAGGUAUUUUAUAAUUUGAACUUCGAACAUCAUAUCUCUGAACUCUGUAGAAAAGCUGAUUCAACUAUAGAAAGGUCAACUAAAAAUCCUCAAACGAUUUAUUUGCUCUAAUGAAAGGAAGAUUGAUGUCCAAGCUUUGUAUAUUCAGAUUUUGAUUAUUGCUCUCUUGAAUGGAAAAAUAUAUAAGGUCACUCCUUUGUUAAGAUUCUGAGCAGGUGUCUAGAAGAUAAAAGAAGGGUUUAGCAAAUGACCGUUCGUUGUUACUGCUAAUUCUAAGAUGAAGAAUGAAUGUGUACAUAAUUGCGUGCUUGCAUGAUUGAAGAACAAAUACAUGAACCUAAAUGACUAUGGACUUAAAACUGCCUCUAUUGAUGACAGUUUUUACACUGUUUCUGCAAGAUAAUACUCAACAUUGUAGAAUACUACGCGACAGCUGCCAACACUAUGCUAGAUUCAGGGUAAAAUGGAAUGGAUCUGCACUAUUCAUGUCAGUGCUAGCAACUUUCUAUGAUUUAACGCAGCCAGAAUGCAAAGAAAAAUGCAUUCAUAGUCCAUCUUGUAAUGCAGUAAAUUUUCACAAAAAUGGGACCUGCUUAAUAAGCAGUGAAACACCGACGGAUCCGGCAAGUAAUUUCUCAAGAAAGAGCCUUUCGCAACUGCAUGGCUGGAGCUUCAUAUCUACAAAUUUCAGUGACACUUUGGUGGGUAAAUAUUGCAUGAAAAAUAAACCUUGUGGAAAACAUUUUUGCAUAGACACUUGUAGAUGUCCUGGUUACAAAUGCAUUGAAUGUGGAACCGAUAUUAGUUACCCUUGUCCAGACGGCCAUAGAUUUCUGAUAAGUCAGGUGGACUAUGUUAAGACAUGUGUAAUAUUUGAUCAGGUAGCAUACAAGUUUUUAAGAAGUGUGGACUGCCCAGAGAGAUACUUUGUAUUCAAUGGUGAAUUCUUGAUAUAUCAAAGUUUACAAUUAUGUGUUGGGCUUCUUAACGGAUAUCGUUGGCUUGUGCCAAAGUCAUGCGGAUCCUUAGAUACAAGAUGGAUAAGAGAAAAACGAGGAUUUUUAUGGAAUGCCAGAACUCACAACUGCUUUUAUAAUCAUCUUCCAUGGGUAUAUGUGCAACCCGGCAGGACUUUAAAAACUUGCUAUGAAGAGGGAAACCAAUUCACAUUAGAUUGGUAUAGAGAAAGAUGAAUUGAAUUUGCAUGCCAAACUCUCGCGAACAAUUCAUAGUGAUCCAAAGCCUGGUCGUUUACCAAACGUAUAUUCUUUGGCAAUUUGUAGCCGGUAUAAAUAAAGUUCUUCGUUAAAGGACAUGACCUUUUGACUAUUUUAUGGCUUUUUCCAUUAAUCUAAAUUGUAUAUAAAUGUAACAAAUAUUUAUCUAUGUAAAAGAGUGGUACAAACAAGUCAAUGCCAGCUAUUAUUUUACAUUUUCACUGCCAGAAGAGGGAGUCAGAACAAAUGCUAACUGAGGCGUACCAGAUCAACUGGGAGUGCUUUUAAGGCACCCUAAGCACCCGAUGAAAGCAACCCUAAGCAAACAUCUGUGAUGGAUACUUUCAUAAUCAUAUCUAGUUUGAAUAGAUUGGUUGUUUAGUCAAAUUUCUUCAGACGCUCAAGAAUCUAUAACCUAAGACAUUGUUUGAACACUAUCAAAAAUUUAACAAAAUUAUGUUAAUAUAUUGUCCAUCUCCUUCGCAACCUCUCCGCUGCUAUUGAAAUAAAUAAGCUUGUGAAUAAAAUGUUGUGUAACAGGGAUAUGAUUAGACAAUUUAGCAUCCGUAGUCUCGUUUCCGUGCAUUUUCUUACAUUUUUUUUACAUUUUCUUAGCCCUUAGUCAUCAUUUGUUUGUGAAUAUAUAUUAAGUAUGUUAUUUUACAUGAAAAGUUAGUUGUUGCCGAGGUGGCAAAUCGUGACAAGUGCGUCUUUUGAUGCCUCUCAA